Messenger RNA from Chanos chanos (milkfish), 1191 nucleotides. Its product is annotated as beta-1,3-galactosyltransferase 1. Gene Ontology annotation, cellular component: Golgi membrane. Gene Ontology annotation, biological process: protein O-linked glycosylation. The transcript has 2 exons. The record is from RefSeq and is a predicted model, not a curated record. The coding region runs from base 1 to 1191 and encodes 396 amino acids. NCBI's taxonomy places the organism in Eukaryota, Metazoa, Chordata, Actinopteri, Gonorynchiformes, Chanidae. Gene Ontology annotation, molecular function: N-acetyl-beta-D-glucosaminide beta-(1,3)-galactosyltransferase activity.
AUGACGGUACAGGACGAUAGCCAACACGAUGUGAAAAGUGUAGACCAGUUGGACAGAGGAAGAUGCAAAUGCUCUCGUGUUCGCCUCUGCUUCCUUGUAAUGUUGCUACUUUCUGUAAUACUUUCCUAUUAUAUGGAUUAUGAGGUGUCACUAAACUGGAUCUUAUCACUGGGCACAUUUUACAGUAACCGAAAUAUUAACACAAGUGCACAAAUAACUCAUUCAGUGCAAAAUAAAACAACUACUACAGUUAUGGCUCCAGUUCCAAUAACCAGCACAGAAUCAGCACAGUCAACUGUAAAAAUUACAACACAACUUCCCAAGCGUUUAACCCCUGCUCCACCAAAGCCUCCAAACCCAUAUACUGUGGCUUAUCCAAAUGACUAUCAUUUCAUUAUAAAUGAGCCAGAGAGGUGUCUUAAGGAGAAACCCUUCCUUGUUCUGCUUGUGCCGGUGGCUCCAAACAACAGAGCUGCUCGGAAUGCUGUCCGUAGUACUUGGGGUUCUGAAAGGGAGGUCCUGGGUAAAAUGGUCAGUCUGUUCUUUGUGCUGGCUUUGCCUCCUGCCGAAGGGCGUCACAAAGUGCAGGAGGAGGUGCUGCAGGAGAGCAAGGAACACCAUGACCUGCUGCAGAGUGACUUCCUGGACUGUUACAAGAAUCUUACCAUCAAGACAAUGGUGAUGCUGGAGUGGCUGAGUUCCAAUUGCUCAAAUGCAUUUUAUGCCAUGAAAGUUGACUCUGAUAUAUUCCUUAAUGUGCACAACCUGGUGGAAAUGCUCAUUCGGGCACCCAGGCAAAACUAUUUGACUGGACUUGUGGCAAAGGGUGGCGCUGUCUUACGAAAUCCUGCAUCAAAAUGGUACCUUCCGCAUGACAUUUUCCCUGAGUCUGUCUAUCCACCAUAUGCUUUGGGCCUAGGCUAUGUUCUCUCCUUAGAUCUCCCCAGUAAGCUUACGGAAGCAGCCAAGCAUGUUACAGCAGUCUACAUUGAGGAUGUGUACAUAGGCUUGUGUAUGAGGUAUCUUCGUGUAAGCCCUACUGAUCCACCAAAUCCCUCCUUGUUUAAUGUAUUCCCUGUUCCAUACAACCGUUGUCGCUAUGCAAAACUGAUUGCCACCACAACACAUAGCCUUACAGACCAAGUGAACUUCUGGAAAGACUUGAAGAAACCUGGUCCUCCAUGCUCAUAG